CAGACGUCCCAACAGCUCCCGGAGUGAGAGCCCGGAGAGGCGGCCGGACCUCCGAGUCCCCGCGCUCCGGACAGAAUAAACGACGGAGCUAUGAUAGCGACUGGUGGAGUGAUAACCGGCCUGGCCGCCUUGAAAAGGCAAGACUCUGCCCGAUCACAGCACCAUGUCAGCCUCAGCCCCUCACCUGCUGCCCAAGAGAAGAAACCAGUCAGGCGUCGGCCAAGGGCUGAUGUCGUGGUUGUUCGAGGCAAAAUCCGGCUUUAUUCCCCCUCCGGUUUCUUCCUCAUUUUAGGAGUGCUUAUCUCCAUUGUUGGAAUUGCAAUGGCAGUCCUUGGAUAUUGGCCCCAAAAAGAACAUUUUAUUGACGCUGAGACCACAUUGUCCACAAACGCAACUCAGGUCAUUCGGAACCAAAGUGGCGUGGUGGUUCGCUUCUUUGAGCAGCAUUUACAUUCUGAUAAGAUGAAAAUGCUUGGCCCCUUCACCAUGGGGAUUGGCAUUUUCAUUUUCAUUUGUGCUAAUGCCAUUCUUCAUGAGAACCGUGACAAAGAAACCAAAAUCAUACACAUGAGGGACAUCUAUUCCACAGUCAUCGACAUCCACACGCUAAGAAUCAAGGAGCAAAAGCAUAUGAAUGGCAUCUACACGGGUCUGAUAGGAGAAACGGAAGUAAAACAGAAUGGGAGCUCCUGUGCCUCGAGACUGGCAGCGAAUACCAUUUCCUCUUUCUCGGGUUUUAGGAGCAGUUUUCGGAUGGACAGCUCUGUCGAAGAGGAUGAGCUUGCGCUAAAUGAAAAUAAGAGUUUGGGGCAUCUUAUGCCACCUUUGCUCUCUGACAGCUCUGUCUCUGUCUUUGGCCUGUAUCCAUCUCCUUCCAAGACAACUGAUGAUAAGACGGGUGGCUCUAAGAAAUGUGAAACCAAGUCAAUUGUGUCGUCAUCCAUCAGUGCUUUUACAUUGCCUGUGAUCAAACUUAAUAACUGUGUUAUUGAUGAGCCCAGUAUAGAUAACAUCACCGAGGAUGCUGAGAACCUCAAAAGUCGGUCGAGGAAUCUGUCUAUGGAUUCCCUUGUGGUCCCUUUGCCCAACACCAAUGAGUCCUUCCAGCCAGUCAGCAUGAUGCUCCCUCGGAAUAAUUCCAUUGGGGAGUCAUUGUCUAGUCAGUACAAGUCCUCUGUGGCCCUUGGACCUGGGGCUGGACAGCUCUUGUCUCCUGGGGCUGCUAGAAGACAGUUUGGGUCCAACACAUCUUUGCAUGUGCUCUCAUCACAUUCAAAAUCCUUAGACUUAGACCGAGGUCGCUCCACCCUAACUGUUCAGGCAGAACAGCGGAAACAUCCAAGUUGGCCUCGGUUGGAUCGAAGCAACAGCAAAGGAUAUAUGAAACUGGAGAACAAAGAGGACCCGAUGGAGAGGUUGCUUGUGCCCCCAACUGCAAUCAAAAAAGACUUUACCAAUAAGGAGAAGCUGCUUAUGAUCUCAAGAUCUCACAAUAACUUGAGUUUUGAACAUGAUGAGUUUUUGAGUAACAACCUAAAGCGGGGAACUUCUGAAACAAGGUUUUAAUGUUAAAAAAUAUAUAAUUUUACAAGGCUGUAUAUUUUAAAACUAUUUUCAUCAGUGUUUCCUUGUUAAAGCUUUGGUGAUAAGCAUUUUUAAUCAAAUGGUUCAUAGUGUAUUUGACCUGGCUGCUUAAUUCUGCAAUGGAGAUAGUUACAUGUUUGGGUUACUAAGAUUGUAGUACUCUAUGUUAUCAUAUAUGAUUUUAUUUUUUCCAUUCCUUUGAAAGCAUGAUCUGAAUUAAAGUUUAUUUUCUUUACUUUCAUGUUCUCGUUGAUGGUCAUAUUCAUAGAAUAAAGUGUCCAGUUUGGAAAAGGUAGGGAACCAAAGUGUGGGCUAGAAGUACCAAUUUCAGGCCCAAACCUCAAUAUAGUAUACUUGUAAAUGAGUAGGAGUGCAAAUCUUAGGUGUGCUUUUCUGAAUAAUUGCUUUUAUGCAGGAUUGAUUAGACUAUUUAAAAGGAAAAAGGUCCAGCUUCUGUGAGAGCCAAAUGAUAUGAAUUGUUUUAAUUCUGUGUGAGCUAAUGGAUAUGAAUUGGUUAAGUUGGUAGGUAGGUAUUUUUUCAACAUCAGUUCUAUUUUAGUGAUAUUUUAUCAAGAAACCAUGUAUUCAAGAGCCAUGGCUGAGAAUGUGAGAUAGUUUUAGUGGUAGAUGAUAGAAAAUGUUACUAGCUAUAUCUUUAGAUAUCCAGAAUUGAAAUUUCUUUGCAACCGACUUGAAAAAUGAAUGGACCAAUUAAGUUUUUAGUAAUGCUACCUUAAAAUAAUAAUAUACAUGAAGAGAAUGUUGAGUAAUGAAUGAAAAUAUAUUAUAUGCUAGUUAAUGUUAACUAGUCUCAGUACCUUUUACUAAUCAUCUCUAUUAUCAUCUAGUAUCCACUCAUUCUCACAUCCUUAUUUCUCCCCAAUAUUUUUUAGAUCCUAUUAUUUGGAAAAAAAUCAGCUAACCUUGACAUUUAUUUUUAUCUUCACAUAUCACUAGCUUGGUGGUUUAAGAAAAUUCAGUCCUUGAUAAAUUGCCUUGAAAUUUAUCUUGUGCUGGAAAGCCUUAUGAUGACUCCAAAGACUCUCUUAUGGUAUAAUACAUUUUGGGGAUUGUGGUUCUCAGUUAUCGAAGAUAAUAAAUAUUAAAAUGGGUGUUUCCACCAGAAAAUUUUCAUGUUUUCCAUUAAAGUAAUAUAUAAUUUUAAGAAUUGGUUAGUGGAAGACUCAGGAAACUUGACAGGUUUUCCCCAAUGCCUAAACAUUUCUGAAUAUCAGAUUUGCAGUUGUUGUGGAAGAAGAGAAGAUAUCUUUGCAGGUUCCCGCAGUUUCAUCAUGAACUUGAAGUACAGUAUUGUUAGAACAUCAAACCUGUGUAUUGUAAUAGAGUG
Myotis brandtii (Brandt's bat) is the source of this 2932-nucleotide messenger RNA. It is a transcript of the gene TMEM200A, whose product is annotated as transmembrane protein 200A. The transcript is spliced from 2 exons. The coding region runs from base 91 to 1566 and encodes 491 amino acids. Lineage: Eukaryota; Metazoa; Chordata; Mammalia; Chiroptera; Vespertilionidae. The record is from RefSeq and is a predicted model, not a curated record.